AUCUACAUGUUGGAAUCAUGUCCUGUAGAUGAACAAGUCCAGAUGGCGCAUGAUCACUUGUUGCCUCUUGUUGAGAAAAUCCACCCAAACUUGGCAAAUAAGAUCACCUGGAUGCUUGCAGGGAACCAGAACAAUUAUGAAAUCAUGAAUAUGAUCAGCGAUCCUGAGCUCCUGUAUGCCAAAGUGGAUGAAAUGGACGCGAUCCUGAAGGCGAGGGAAGCUGGUCUCAAGCCGGAAGCCAUCAAGAUGCUGUUCGGUGACGAGAACAAGAAAAGAAGGAAGAAGAAGAAUAGAUUUUAAAAAACACUGCACCCGUAAUG
Messenger RNA from Neoarius graeffei (lesser salmon catfish), 320 nucleotides. RefSeq names its product polyadenylate-binding protein 1-like. Gene Ontology annotation, molecular function: RNA binding. The record is from RefSeq and is a predicted model, not a curated record. The coding region runs from base 7 to 300 and encodes 97 amino acids. The transcript is spliced from 4 exons. Lineage: Eukaryota; Metazoa; Chordata; Actinopteri; Siluriformes; Ariidae.